Messenger RNA from Geodia barretti, 1425 nucleotides. The record is from the annotation of a GenBank genome assembly. NCBI's taxonomy places the organism in Eukaryota, Metazoa, Porifera, Demospongiae, Tetractinellida, Geodiidae.
AUGGUGAUCUCGGCAGUCAACUCGCGUGCCUCUUCAGCAGAGCCUGAUCCUAAGAUGAACUAUGCCAACCAUCACCCCCUCCACAGUUUCGGGGGCUCGGACGUUGAGCUCGGCUCCGCUUGCACUCCCUCCAGCACCGCUUCCUGGGACGCUGCUUCCGUGGAAGACUGCAACGCUGCAACGGCCGACCUCAUUGCGCCGUCUGCGGAGCGAGCCGCAGCGGUGAGACCGGGCGUCGGUGGCACACCUGCGGGAAAACUGGAGGAAACCCUCUCAUCUUGUGCAGGAGGCAAAGUCAAGCCGUCCGAGAACGGAAACGACGACAAGGACGGGGAGCUGGGCGAAAAGAAGCCAAAGUUCCAGAAACCGCCGUUCUCCUACAACGCACUGAUCGUGAUGGCAAUUCGCUCCAGCCCGGAGAGAAAACUGACGCUCAGCGGAAUAUACGACUACAUUCUGAAGAACUUUCCCUACUACCGCGAGAACAAACAGGGGUGGCAGAACUCGAUAAGACACAAUCUGUCCCUCAACAAGUGCUUCGUAAAGGUGCCCCGUCCGUACGACGAUCCCGGGAAAGGUAACUACUGGACGCUAGACCCGUCCAGUGAUGACAUUAUGUUCAUCGGAGGCACCACGGGAAAGCUGCGGAGAAGACCCAUCUCCAGAAGACAGCAGGGUCCGGAGAUUUACGGACACAGCUUUGCAAGAGUGCCUCCACUACCAAUGCCCAGACCACCUCACCUCCACGGAAUGCCUUAUGGAAUGGACCCAACAGGCUCCUUGCCUGCGUUCAGCAGCCCCUUCAUGCAGAGCACAGGUCCCCUUCCAGCCGAUGCAGCAUCCUCAGGUCCUGCAGCCACUCCUUCUGGGCAGGCGGGCACUGCAACGGUACCCCAGAUGCCUCCAAACCAGAGCACCAUGUUCCUGCAGCACCCCUUCAAUUAUCCGGCUCUCGCCUCGCCGUUUGGCUCGUCCAAGUCGCAGUCCUUUUCGUUCACGAUGAACCACCUUCUCAAACCAGACACCGCCACCAGCACAGCUGCCACCACCUCCUACAUCCCCAGUGGUCAUCUCGGCCUCAGCUCUCCUCUUCCCUAUCGCCUACCGAGCCCGAGCAUCUCCAGCAGCAUGCAUUUCCCCGGGCUCACCCCUCUCUCUCCCUCGGGCAGCCAGUUCUUCUUCAUGCCCACGACUCCUGUACUCAACCCCGGUGCCACCACAUUCUUCCCGGCUCCCACCUCCAGCUUUGCCUCUUUCUCGCAGUCCCAGCCCCCGACGACGUACCCGCAGCCCAGCACUGCCUACCCCAUCUCCCAGGCGUGCUCCGAAGCAUCCACAUCGACCACGCUCGCAUUACCACCCCACUCAGACUCCAUUAGCAGCCUGUAUUCCAGCCAAGCACGUGUGAACACUACCACACUGUAG